This is a messenger RNA of Loxodonta africana (African savanna elephant), 3188 nucleotides long. Its product is annotated as olfactory receptor 5AL1-like. NCBI's taxonomy places the organism in Eukaryota, Metazoa, Chordata, Mammalia, Proboscidea, Elephantidae. Gene Ontology annotation, cellular component: membrane. Bases 132 to 1073 code for a protein of 313 amino acids. The transcript has a single exon. Gene Ontology annotation, molecular function: G protein-coupled receptor activity; odorant binding; olfactory receptor activity. The record is from RefSeq and is a predicted model, not a curated record. Gene Ontology annotation, biological process: G protein-coupled receptor signaling pathway; sensory perception of smell.
UAUAAAAUGUGGAACUAGCAUGAAGAUUUUCCUGGUGGGUCAGGACCAACUUCUAACAUCUGCUUGAUCUUUGCCAACAGACUCAAGAAUGCUCAGAACUGUGCUCUGGAGGGGUUUAUUGUAAUUUUUCCAUGGCCAAAGGCAACCAUUCAGCUGUGACUGAGUUCAUCCUCUUGGGACUCACAGAUAACCCAGACCUUCAAGCCAUUCUCUUUAGUGUCUUCCUAGUGAUCUACUUAGUUAGUGUCAUAGAUAAUCUAGGCUUGAUUGUGCUAAUCCAAAUCAGUCCUCAGCUUCACACACCGAUGUAUAUGUUUCUGAAUCAUCUGGCCCUUGUAGAUUUUUCUCUUACUUCAACUGUCACCCCAAACACUUUAGUGAAUUUUUUGUGUGAAGUUAAAAGUAUAACAUUUUAUGCAUGUGCCACCCAGGUAUGUUGUUUUAUCACAUUUGUAGUUUGCGAACUCUACUUGCUUUCCAUCAUGGCAUAUGAUCGUUAUGUUGCCAUCUGCAACCCUUUACUCUAUGUCAUUCUCAUGCCUAGAAAACUCUGUACUCAACUGGUUGCUAGCACGUAUGUUUAUGGUUUUAUUGUGGGUCUUGUACAGACAGUGGUGACAUUCCGUUUGUCUUUUUGUGACUCCAAUAUGGUCAACCACUUUUACUGUGAUGAUGUUCCUUUGAUUGCUUUGGCCUGCUCUGACACCCAAGUCAAAGAGCCGAUGUUGUUAAUCAUUGCUGGGUUUAAUGCUCUUUGCUCUCUACUGAUUGUGUCAAUUUCUUAUGCUUUCAUUGUCUUAGCCAUCCUUAGGAUCCACUCUGUUGAAGGAAGACAGAAAGCCUUUUCCACCUGCGUGUCCCACCUGAUUUCCAUCACAACAUUUUAUGGAACCUUCAUUUUUAUGUACCUACAGCCCAAGCCAAGCCAUUUUCUGAACAGAGAUAAAUUUGCUUCAGUGUUUUAUGUAGUGGUGAUUCCCAUGCUAAACCCACUGAUCUAUAGCUUGAGAAACCAGGAGGUAAAAAACGCACUGAAGAGAAUUAUAGAAAAGUUGUGUUUGGCUGUAAGGUAAAUGAAAAGUCAUAUGACAGUAUCAGGAAAUUUAGAGUUAAGUCUUGUCAAGUGUCACAGUGCUGGUAAAUGACAAAGCCAAAUCCCGUAUUUCAAGUGCUCAAACCUAUGUUUUGGGGUAUAGCUCUAUAGACUCAAGGUGAGUCUCAUCCACUGUUUAUUCCCAAUGACUUCCACAUGAAAUGUAUUUUGUAAAUUUUGUUUGAGUUGUUGAAAGAAGAGAGAAAGGGAAAGGGAGAGAGACAGAGACAGAGAGAGAGAAAUCCAUUUUGGCCAUGAUAUUCUUCAUCAAUAAAGUAUUGUGAAAUACUUAUUUUAUCUUAAAUUCAUGUGAUAUUGAAAAAUUUGGUAUAUAGUAAAAUAGGUCAACAUCUCGUAUUUUAUAUUGCAAACCUGCUACAUAGAUAAUCUGGAAAACAUGCUGUCAUGGAUUGAACUGUGUCCCCUCAAAAAUAUGUGUCAACUUUGUUAGACCAUGAUUCCCCAUAUUGUGUGGUUGUCCUCCAUUUUGUGAUUGUAAUUUUAUGUUUAAGAGGAUUAAGGUGGAAUUAUAACACCAUUCUUACCCAGGUCCUGUCCUUGAGCCAAUGUAAAAGGCAGUUUCCCUAGGGUGUAGCCUGCACCAUCUUUUAUCUUAAAAGAAAUAAAAGGAAAGGAAAACAAGCAGAGAGUUGGGAACCUCAUACCACCCAGAAAGCAGCACCAGGAGAAGAGCACAUCCUUUGGACCUGAAGUUUCUGUGCUGAGAUGCUCCCAGACCAAGGGAAGACAGAUGACAUGGACCUUCUUCCAGAGCCAAUAAAGAAAGAAAGCCUUCCCCUGGAACUGACACCCUGAAUUAGAACUUUUGGCCUACCUUACUGUGAGGAAAUAAAUCUGGUGGUGUAGUGGUUAAGUGCUACAGCUGCUAAGCAAAAGGUUGGCAGUUUGAAUCCACCAGGCCCUUCUUGGAAACCCUAUGGGACAGCUCUACUUUGUCCUUAUAGGGUUGCUAUGAGUCGGAAUUUACUCGACGGCAAAGGGUUUGGUUUGUCUUUUUAUUUGUCAAAGCCGGCGUUUGUGGUAUUUCUGUUAUAGCAGCACUAGACAACUAAGAUACAUGCCAAAGUUUAAUAGCAGGAGUUUUGGGUUGGAACACUGUGGAUAAUUAUCCUGAAGCACUCUACUUUCUCUGCAUUCCACUGGGAAGGAUAAUGCUAUCAGAGUUACCAUGACAUCAAACAUUUAGUGGUACCAAAUAUGAAUCAGUUUAGAUCAUUGGAGCCACUUCAUGCCACUAUAAUUCACUGCCUGUUAUAUAUGCAUGUGUGGUUAGGCCUAUUGUAUAUAAGUGUAUGUGGGUAGGAACUUGGAUUCUUCAUUCAGUUUGGCUAACCAUUUUAGCCUUUCCAAUUAAUGUGAUAAGAGAGUCAGUUCACAUUUCUGUAUUUCAACUGCUUCAUCUGCAGAAGGCAGUAAGAGUUUCUUUUUCUCAGACUGACUGUAAGUAGAACGGUAACAUAGAGUUUCCAAGAAGCAGCUGGUGGAUUCAAACUUCAGACCUUUUGUGCUCUUCACUACUGUGCUACUGUCAUGGAAUGAGUUAUGUCCCCCCAGAAAUGCGUAUCAACUUGGUUAGGCCAUGAUUCCAUGAUUCCCAGCAUUGUAUGGUUGUCCUCCAUUUUGUGAUUGUAAUUUUAUGUUGAGAGGAUUAGGGUAGGAUUAUAACUCCACCCUCACUCAGGUCAGCUCCCUGAUCCAAGGUAAGGGAGCUCCCCUGGAGUGUGGCCUGCACCAACUUUUAUCUCUCAAGAGAUAAAAGGAAAGGGAAGCAAGCAGAGAGUUGGGGACCUCAUACCACCAAGAAAGCAGUACCAGGAGCAGAGUGUAUCCUUUGGACACAGGGUUCCUGCGCCUGAGCAGCUCCUUGAUCAGGGGAAGAUUGAAGACAAAGACCUUUCUCCAGAGCCUACAAAGAAAGAAAGCCUUCCCCUGGAGCUGACACCCUGAAUUUGGACUUGUAACCUACUAGACUGUAGAAAAUAAAUUUCUCUUUGUUAAAGCCAUCCACUUGUGGUAUUUCUGUUAUGGCAGCACUAGAUGACUAAGAAAGCCACUAAGGCUCUGAUUGUGAGGA